Messenger RNA from Echinostoma caproni, 924 nucleotides. Lineage: Eukaryota; Metazoa; Platyhelminthes; Trematoda; Plagiorchiida; Echinostomatidae. The record is from the annotation of a GenBank genome assembly.
AUGCUUAUCGACGAGUGCGGUCAAGCAUUGGAGCCCGAGUGCUUAAUUCCCAUUAAUCGAAACCCUUCACGAUUGGUCUUAGUUGGUGAUCAAUGCCAGUUAGGUCCAGUCGUUCUUUCUCAACAAGCACUGGACGCGGGAUUCGAUCUGAGCCUGUUUGAGCGCCUUCAAUUACUGGGCGUUCCCCUUGUCCGAUUAGAGGUUAGUAUCACAAUCCCCAUUCUCAUCAUAAACGCUAUUGUGUUAAUGUCGAUGCAUCCCGAACUGGCUAAAUUUUCCAGCCGAGUUUUCUAUGACAAUCGAAUCCAGAAUGGCGUAAGCCCGUCGGAACGCUCAGGCGUCUCACGAUUUCGUUGGCCUAGUCCAGAUAAGCCAACAUUCUUUUAUCUUGUGAGAAGUCAGGAACAACGUGCGUCAAAUGGAGUGUCUUAUUUAAACCCGCGAGAAGCGAAAGCUGUGAAAAGUAUCGUCCAAGAGUUGAUUUCAUGCGGUGUCGAUAAAAACAAUAUUGGGGUCAUCGCCCCGUACACCGGUCAGAAGACGUACCUGACACAAUACCUCGGCGAAUUGGCCAAUGGCCCAAAGGAAAAGGUUGAAGUUUCGAGUGUGGACGCGUAUCAAGGGCGCGAAAAAGAUUAUAUCAUUCUGUCUUGUGUGCGAAGCAACCGAAAUCGCACUGUGGGCUUUUUAAAAGAUGCACGACGCUUGAAUGUCGCUUUGACUCGUGCUCGUUUUGGCCUUAUUGUCAUUGGAGACCCGAUCACAUUGAGUACGGAUCCCCUCUGGAAUGAUCUUCUCCACUUUUAUCAUGAACGCGAUUUGCUCCUUGAAGGUCAGCUGGACAAGCUACGACCAGGUGUGCUAAAUUCGCCCAAACCCGCAGUGCCUUAUAUCUAUAGAAAGGAUAUCAGCUGCCUUGCUUGA